Thermothelomyces thermophilus ATCC 42464 is the source of this 3202-nucleotide messenger RNA. RefSeq lists its product as uncharacterized. Lineage: Eukaryota; Fungi; Ascomycota; Sordariomycetes; Sordariales; Chaetomiaceae. The coding region runs from base 417 to 2855 and encodes 812 amino acids. The transcript has 5 exons. The record is from RefSeq and is a predicted model, not a curated record. Gene Ontology annotation, molecular function: carboxypeptidase activity.
AGCGUUGAUCCAUCGAAUACGCACGCUGAAUAUGAUGACUAACCUGACCAGCACGUACCUACAUUCUGCUUGUGAACGCGAACGGGCGGAGAUUCUCAUCAACGGCCGUGCCACCUAACGUUCCUUACGAAAACAAAAAAGAAAAGAAAGGAAGGAAGAAACACUCGGCUAUUGACCAGCUUAGGCCGACAAGAGAAUAAGUUAAUGCUGCAUCUGUCUCCGUAAGGGUAGUCGAUGUGGCGCUGUGUUUUACUGACGACUUGUGAGUAACGGUUUCCGUCGGCUCCGUCUUCAUCGCCAUCACAGCCAUUACGAGAUCAUCGCAAAUACCUACGGAUUUGGGACGAGAGGUGCAAACCCGUGCGACGAGGAACACCAGGCUUGUUGACUGGCGACAUACCCCAUUUACUGCGACCAUGACUUCGGAGCGCACGCCGCUCAUCGUCCAGGUCCCGGUGGCGGAGCGGCGGCCCCGGUACCCGCAUGCGGUGUUGCGCCGCUUCUGCACCGUUGCUCUAGCAUCGAUCCUGAUAUGGUUCUUCAUCGCCGUGGCCGUGUCCAUGGCCUACUUCCCCGCCGGCGGUUCACAGCGCGACCCCGGCGACGAUUGGACGUGGCCUGGCCAUCCCAAAAGGAAGCUGUCGUACGAGCAGCUGCAGCGCAUCCUUCUCGAAGUCCCCUCGAGCCAGCGCGCCGAGGAGUGGAGCAGGUACUAUACCGCCGGGCCUCACCUGGCCGGUAAGAACUACUCCCAGGCCGUCUGGACCAAGAACAAGUGGGAGGAGUUCGGCGUCACAUCCGAGAUCGUGUCCUACGACACGUACCUCAAUUAUCCCGUCGACCAUCGGCUCGCCCUGCUGGAGAAGGAAAAGAAUGCCGACGGCGCCUCUGUCUGGAAGGUGUCGUAUGAGGCGGCCCUUACCGAAGACGUCCUCGCCGAGGACCCCUCGACCAGUCUGCCCGAUCGAGUGCCCACCUUCCACGGCUACUCCGCCUCGGGAAACGUCACCGGUCCCGUCGUCUAUGUCAACUAUGGCUCGUACCAGGACUUCGAGGACCUGAUCAGGGCCAACGUCACCCUCAAAGGCAAGGUGGCUAUUGCCCGGUAUGGAGGUAUCUUUAGAGGACUCAAAGUAAAGCGCGCUCAAGAGCUCGGCAUGCUCGGCGUCAUCCUGUACAGCGACCCAGGCGACGACGGAGAGAACACCGAGGAGAAGGGAAAGGAGCCGUACCCCAAUGGGCCUGCCCGCCAUCCCAGCAGCGUGCAACGGGGCAGUACCCAGUUCCUCAGCUUUGUCCAGGGCGACCCGACAACGCCGGGAUACCCUUCCAAGCCAGGGGUUCCCCGUCUGCCUGUGGACGACGCGAUUCCCUCCAUCCCCUCCAUCCCAAUCUCGUACCAGGAUGCGCUUCCCAUCCUGAAAGCCCUCAAUGGCCACGGGCCCAAGGCCGACGACCUGAACCAGUACUGGACUCGUAACGUGGGGUUGCGGUACAAAGGCGUGCACUACAACAUCGGGCCCACGCCGGACAAUGUGGUUGUCAACUUGUACAAUGAGCAGGAGUACGUGAUCACUCCUCUCUGGAACGUCAUUGGCGUCAUCAACGGCACCAUUUCGGACGAGGUUGUCGUCGUCGGCAAUCAUCGCGAUGCCUGGGUGGCAGGAGGAUCGGGCGAUCCCAACAGCGGAUCCGCCGUCCUGAACGAGGCGAUACGGUCUCUUGGAGAGGCCCUCCGGCAGGGGUGGAAGCCUCUCCGCACCAUUGUCUUUGCAAGCUGGGACGGCGAGGAGUACGGCCUCGUCGGCUCCACCGAAUGGGUCGAGGAGUACCUGCCCUGGCUCAGCGAAGCCACCGUCGCCUACGUGAACACCGACAUCUCGGUGGAGGGUACCCACUUCGCAGCCCGCGCCGCGCCGCUACUUGACGACGUCAUCUAUACCGCGGCGUCUGUCGUUCCGUCGCCGAACCAGACCGUUCUGGGCCAAACCGUCUACGACCUGUGGGACAAGAGUAUCAAGACCAUGGGCAGCGGCAGCGAUUUUGCCGCCUUUCAGGACUUGGCCGGCAUCCCGUCUCUCGACGUCGGCUUCGACGCGAGGAAUGGCGACCCGGUGUACCAUUACCACAGCAACUAUGACAGCUUCCACUGGAUGGAGAAGUUUGGCGACCCCGGCUUCGUCUACCACCGCGCCAUGGCCCAGCUCUUGGGCGUGAUCACCGCGCGGCUCGCCGACCUUCCCGUCAUCCCCUUCCGUGCAGGUGACUAUGCGCGUGCCCUUGGCCGUUACGUGAAGAAAGUCGAGGACAAGCUCGACGAGGCCCUCUCGCCAUCCGCCGAGCUCACGGCAGCUUCUCUGCUGGAUGACGAUGCCUACUUCGAACUCCGCGGCAGCACCCGGAAUCUCUCCACUGUCCUCACAUCCUCCUCCAUGUCCCGGACCCCCGACAGUGAGGCAGAGUCCUUCAGGAUCUCCCUCGAACGCCUGUACAAGGCCCUCCACAAGCUCGACAAGCACGCGACGAAGCUGGACCGGCACGCCGACAAGCUGAGGGAGGAGGUGGGGCGGCACGUCCCCUGGUGGAAGUGGCCGGCCAGGCUGAAGCUGUGGUUGGACAUCCGCAAGGUCAACACAAAGUACAAGUACUUGGAACGCAGCUUCCUGUAUGAAAAGGGCCUGGACGGCCGCCCAUGGUUCAAGCAUGUCGUCUUUGCGCCGGGCCUGUGGACUGGUUAUGCCGGCGCCGUGUUCCCUGGGUUGGUGGAGAGCAUCGAUGCUCGGAACUGGAAGAACGCCGAGAGAUGGGUGGGCAUUAUCGAGAGUCGGAUCGAGAACGCUGCGCGUCGGCUCUGACUCGAGCGAUCAAGGAAGUGAUGGGUGUUUGGAGAUGAUUCCGGGUAUAAUAUCAGGUUGGACAAAACGUGGCGGAAUAGGACCAUCCUAAAGCCCCUUGUUUGGAUACAUGCGUUGCCAAGGCUGGAGGUUCUUGAUAGCCUGCCCUUCACUUCCCUUCAUUUGUGUGUGCGCGUGUGCGUUGUGUGUAUGCUGCGAAUUGGAUAUUGCGUUUAUCCCCAAGCCAUCAACAUGAAUAUGACUGUUGCUAUCAGUCGCCGAAAUUUGCAUCUUCUCAAACUCUUGGAUACCUAGCCGGUCUCUCUCAAUCUCUGCUACUCUUUCCCUCCUUUUUUUCUAGGAGAGUG